This is a messenger RNA of Aspergillus eucalypticola CBS 122712, 432 nucleotides long. RefSeq lists its product as uncharacterized. NCBI's taxonomy places the organism in Eukaryota, Fungi, Ascomycota, Eurotiomycetes, Eurotiales, Aspergillaceae. Bases 107 to 364 code for a protein of 85 amino acids. The transcript has a single exon. The record is from RefSeq and is a predicted model, not a curated record.
UCUUUCUGAGCGUUAGCCAGCGAUCUUGCUUCUUGGGUCCAAUUCAGCGCAUGGAUACAGAGAGAGAGUUUCUUCCUCCCCGAAUGACCUCGGGGAUUCUCUUAAUAUGAGAAGGGACAGAUACCCAGUGCUUGGAGCACCAGUGAUGGCUGCUCAUGCCUCUGGUCCCAUCGCAUAUGGGAUUUAUACCUACCAACUAUCCAUGGACUGGCGUGACACACCAGGUCCGUCGGGUCACGACGUUCAUUUCACAGACACACCCCACACCCUGUGUAUAUUGGGUUUUUCUUUCAUUGUUUAUUUACCUUUCUACAUAAUACCCCUCAUCUGCUGGAUUUGCAUGUACGUUAAACGAUUUCUCUGAGGCUUUGGUGUUGUGGUUAGUCCACGGUAAUUAGAUUCUAUUAUUAUUAUGAUAUAUUGAUGCCAUAU